AUGCAGCCAUGUGUGUUUCUUGAUGGUGACAUAGAUGGACAUAUGCGUCUAAUUUUUUGUUUGACUGGAGAGGCACAGCAUCUUUUUCUAUCUUUGGGGUCUUCAGGGAAUUCUUCAGUUUCCUUCUCUCCCCGCGUUUCAUCUCUUUUCUCUCGCCAGCGAGACCUUUUUGUAGCUUCCAUUUACGAGCGCUCUCUCACCGUCGCCUUUCCGACCCCCUCUUUGUUCCGGUGGCUUGCUCUACUCCCUCACUGCUACACACUCCCGUCUCCACGCUUCUCUGUGUUUCCCCGGCCUUCUGUCUUCUCUGCUUUACUUCGCCUCUUUUUAUUCCUCUUCGCUGUUUGCUUCUUCCUCUUUUUCUCUCCAUGUAAAUCUGACCGUCUUGCCCUCAUCUCCCAGCCUCCUUCGAUCUUCGCGACCUGUUCUACGUCGUUCUUCUCUUCCCCCGCCGUUUCCCCGUCGCUUCCUCUCCUCCUCAUCUUUCGUCUCCUUCUUCUUUUCCCCCGCCGUUUCCCCGUCGCUUCCUCUCCUCCUCAUCUUUCGUCUCCUUCUUCUUUUCCCCCGCCGUUUCCCCGUCGCUUCCUCUCCUGUUUCUUGCUCUCUUCUUUCGCCAGAGAGAGGAACUGGCUGGUCGGAGGCAUGGCUGUGAACACAGCAGGAGAUCCUGAGAGCCGCGACAGCUGCGUCGAGCGAAGAGACGCGAGAGAAAUGAGAGAAGCGGAGACGGAGAACGCGGCGGAGGGAGAAGACACUGAGGCUCGGCGCCUGCCCACUCCUGCGCAUGCGCCGGCAACGAACGAACGACGCUCGACGUCUCGCGUUGGGAGCGAGAGACCGGCAGCAGGUAGUCCGGAGGAACGAGACGGAGAGAACGGCGCAGGCGAGGAGAGAGAAGAAGAAGGCGAAGAAGAAGACGAAGAAGAAGACUGGGAAGAUGUGGAGGAGGGAGAGAGCGACGACCAUCUGUCUUUUCAGGAGCCUCGCGAGCGAACGCCAGAAGAACAAAAGGAGGAAGACAGCGGCCCCUGGGUCGGCUGUCCCCACUACCGGCGCAAAUGCAAAGUCGUUGCUCCCUGCUGCGACGAGGUAUUCUGGUGUCGCCACUGCCACAACGAAGUCAAGUCCGACGGCGAGAGAGACUAUCGCAAGGCUCACGAACUUGAUCGAACGGCGGUCAGUGAAAUUGUGUGCGCUCUCUGCGAGACGAAGCAGCCUGUCAGCAACAAGUGCAUCCAGUGCGACACAACGUUUGCGAGUUACUUCUGCGACAUCUGCAAAUUCUGGGACGACGAAGGCCUCAAAAAGGAGGUGUACCACUGCGACGACUGUGGUCUCUGUCGCACCGGUGGACGGGAGAACUACUUCCACUGCCAAGUGUGUGGAAGUUGUUACUCCACGCAGAUUCGAAAUAGCCACAAAUGCGUCGAAAAGGCCAUGCACCAGCCCUGCCCGAUCUGUUGCGAGAACAUGUUCACCAGUGUGCGACAGGUCCACGUCCUGAACUGUGGACACACUCUGCAUGCAGACUGCCUCCAACAACUCAACUCAGAGUGUCUCGGCUUGCAAGCUCUGCGCUGUCCGCUUUGUUGCAAGAGUCUCGGUGACUACGCGAGGAUCUGGGAGAGACUUGACGAAGAGGUAGCAAGGACUCCUUUGCCCGAAGAACUGAGGAGAAAAGCAACGGCUAUUUGCAACGACUGCGGUACAAGAUCGGAAGUGGACUACCAUAUCGUGGGACUGAAGUGCAGGAACUGUGGCGGCUACAACACCAGAGAAAUGAACGCCUAGUGCAUCCCUCUGAGAACACAGCGGAGAGGACAGUCUCCUCUUUCUCCACGGGUAAAUGCAUGCACAUGUAUGUGUAUCCGAAUAAAUAGAGUAUUCGGCUACAGUUAUAAACGUCUAUAAGGAAAGAAACGUUUUUACAUCUAAGUUUACACACGAACGGAGCAAAAUGCCUUGGCCUGUUGGUCAGGCUUGUUUAUAUAUCUCUAUCUCUAUCUAUUGAUAUAUAUAUAUAUAUAUAUAUAUAUAUAUGGAAAUAACUAGUUUGGUAGAGAGGAUGCAAGCAGUUGCUUCUCGAAGAGUUCCACAUGCAUUUGUUCUGUUUUUCGGCUGCUCGUUUCUUUCUCUUUUCUGUGUGCAUGCACCGAGUUCGACACUUCAGAGAGAUGGAAAAUAUUGCUUGGACGCAGAGAGAUGAACUCUGAUGCAUUUCCUUCGCUCAAAUCGCUCUCUGUGUCGAUCCAUUUGAACGCAUGUGAUCUCUGCGGAUCUACGCUAUGGCCAGAGAUAGAGUUCGAUGUAUACAUCCAUACAUGCGCUUAUUCAUGUAUAUCCACAUGCAUCUUCUUACACAUCUAUGCGUGGGCAUACAAGGAUUUACAUUUAUGCGCAUGUAUGCAUAUAUAUAUAUAUAUAUGCAUAUAAAUAUAUGCAUAUAAAUACAAAUAUAUCUCUAUCGAUAUAUAUUUAUAUGAGUGAAGAAACAAGAACAGGGAGAAGGAGAAGCAGGGGGGAAGAAAGGUGGAAGAACAGUCACGAAGAGACAAGGCAAGCGAGUCUUGGGUCCGCUUUCAGUGUGUUCUUUCGUUUCUCCUCUUUCGGGUGUAGGUAUCGUCUCGUUUUGUCACAUGCAUGGAGCUUGCUCGUAUUCGUGAAGGGAUACAAUUCUUUUCUGGUGCAUAUGCAUCGACGCGCGCUGUACACAGACCGCAUAAGAAGUCUGCGAUCG
This is a messenger RNA of Toxoplasma gondii ME49, 2737 nucleotides long. RefSeq names its product CHY zinc finger domain-containing protein. The record is from RefSeq and is a predicted model, not a curated record. Bases 1 to 1791 code for a protein of 596 amino acids. Gene Ontology annotation, cellular component: nucleus. Gene Ontology annotation, biological process: ubiquitin-dependent protein catabolic process; protein ubiquitination. Gene Ontology annotation, molecular function: zinc ion binding; ubiquitin protein ligase activity. NCBI's taxonomy places the organism in Eukaryota, Apicomplexa, Conoidasida, Eucoccidiorida, Sarcocystidae. The transcript is spliced from 8 exons.